This is a messenger RNA of Polyodon spathula (Mississippi paddlefish), 1051 nucleotides long. RefSeq names its product cilia- and flagella-associated protein 74-like. The record is from RefSeq and is a predicted model, not a curated record. The annotation marks the transcript as partial. Lineage: Eukaryota; Metazoa; Chordata; Actinopteri; Acipenseriformes; Polyodontidae. The transcript is spliced from 7 exons.
AUAUGAGCUGUGCCAGGUCGAGGUGGAGCAGGGCAGAUUCUCUUCCCUUCGUCGUGAGGUCCAGAGGGACGAGGAGGAGAGCGAGACACAGCGAGGCUGGGAGGCCAAUCAGAGGCUUCAGAAGGAAGAGGCAGCCAUGCGAAGAGCAGAACUCCGGAAACAGCUAGACAGAAAGAAACAAAUGAACUCCUUCAAGGAGCAAGAGGUGCAACAUCGAAAGGCAGUGGAAGACGCAGUGAAGAACCACAAGAAAGCUGUUCGGUUUCUGAAGGAGACAACGAGCAGAAUUCAUCAGAAAGAAACUGAGAAAGAAUUACGAAGCCGAGAGGAGAUGGAAAGGCGGACGCAAGCUGUUUUGUCACUGAAAAGCAAGAUCACAGCUACCAAAGAAAAUAUUUGUGCUAUGCAGGCCCGUGAUCAAGCAAAAGCUGCAGUGCAGAAGGAAGAGGAGAGACGGAUCAGAGAGUCAGUGAGGAGAGAAGGAGGGGACGUCACCAAAUACAUGUACCAACAAAAGCGGCUGCAGGAGUUUGAGAGACAGAAACAGGCGUUCGAGGAGCAGAAAAAGUCCCGCAAGGUAGAAAUCCUCUCUAAGAUCCUGCAAGAAGAAGCCCAGAUGGAAAAACGCAAGAAACUCCUGCCUGAUCUUUUUCCAAAAAUGCAGAAAAGCCAGGACUUCAUGCCAGAGUCUGGGAAGCCUAGUGAUAAAUUACUGCAGUACUUAGAGAUGACUUAUGGGGAGGCAGAUGAUGAAAAUUAUAGACCCAAUUGGCGUUCCCCAUCCCCAAUGUCCGAGGAUGGUGUCCCAAUAUCAGGAAAAGGGUCAUCUGGUCCUGAUUUAUCACCUGGCUCCCAAGACUACACUGAGGAUGGAGACAGUAAAGAAGAGGCAGAAGAAAGCCUUGCUCAGCCUGAAUUCACAGGAUUAUGGGAUCAGAAGCACAAGACAUACAAGAUAGCUGGAAACUACUCAGAACUGGUCAGGCAAGUUUUUCUUCCUAGUUUUGUUGUGGCCGUACAAAAGCUCAAGUUUCUUGUCUUUUAUAUGUGA